UACGCUUCUCCAGUAAGCCUUACAGGACAGCGAGUCACUCGUGUGUUCCUUCAAGUGAUAUUGUUAGUAGCGCGCAAGGUUAGAAGGAAGGUUUUUGAAAACUCUCUUUCCAAUUGGACACUCUGCGCUCGCUUGUUUGGGUAUCAUUUGCAAUUUUCGCAUGCUGAGCCAAUUGCGGAUCUCUUGAUCUCGAUUCAAGUGCGUGCAAGACACCUGUAUUAGUUCCCGAAGCGUCGCCUCGCGUCCACGCCUGCAUCAUACUUCCGUCCCGUUGUUGUUAGUUCCUUGCUUGCCUAUUCCUCCUGCGUCGCUUCAUAUUCGUCCGACUCCUUGAAACUCCUUCAAUGCGCUAUGCGGCGAAUGUCACCGAAUGCCACAGAAGGUCAACGGAAAAGAAGAACGCAACGGAUCGAUGGUGCAACUGUUUUGUUUUGCCCUUUCAGCACCACAACAACACACCGGCAGCAGCAAGCAGGCUGACCUACACGCUGACAGCCGCCAACAGCAGCUGCAACGUCGAUACAACGAGCUGCAGAAACAGUUGAACGGAAUGAAACCAACUAAAUCGGGCGGCAGUGGCCCCGUAGUUGCCGUUAUCACGUGUGAAGAGGAUCGUCGGCAGAUAAAUGAGAAGUUGGCCCAGCUGCUCGAGUGCUUACCUGGACCGGUACAACCAUCCGAGCUACUCGCGUGCUCGCUCGACGAAGGAAUGUCCACUGUGUGGGACAAGUUUACCGAUGAAGCCCUACCCGGUUUGUUGGAAGAUUUGGUUCAUCUAUUGGAUGAUUUAGAAGAACCGUUACUAAACCGAUUGGUUCAACUCGAUGCGAACUUAUCGUUUCCACUCGAAACUAUCAACAUGCUUACGAAAGCGGCGACUGCCACGCACCAUGGUCGCAACCGAGUCCUGAAGCUACUGAUCCGGCUGCUGACAGAUGAGUCCGUAUUACCGGCGGCGUUCAUUUAUGAAUCUCAAAGAUCCAAAGCAACUGAAUCCUGUUCACCGCAACAUUCCCUAGUGCAGCUACUCGCUGCGAUUCCGAGUCGGAUUGCAAACGUACUGAGGGAACGAUUACCGGUUGAGCUGCACCCUCGAGAGUAUGGCCGAAUUAUGUUAAGACAAUUCCUUCGAACCAUCGCAACGAUUGGCGAGCUGGUGAAGUUUUACGGCCCAGCAACUGUACUUGCACCCACUGGUCCUAUUGGUCCAGCAUUUUUCUCGUCGCUUUUAAGCAAGCUCGUGAUUGAUUUCAAUGAAGAUCGUCAAUCACCGGCAUUAAAGGCGUCGCUGAUCCUACUUCUUCGUAAUAGUGGCGGUAGCUUGGGCGACCUCUCGGACAAGGAGGCAUCGUUGGCACAUUUUAACCGUUGUAUAGUUACCGGGCUAAGCGCAUCGGCCGUUGAAAUCGUUGCUUUAAUAGCACUCCGGGAACGCAUCGAUCUGCUGUCAGUAUUCCGCGAUGGCACCAAUACCGAAUCGGCGAUCAAAAUACCCGUUAGCUGGUCAUACGUGUUACUUCAAAAGAUCCCACUGUACAACUAUUACAAAAGUGAGGUCAUAAUCGAAGAGCUAGUGCAUUUGUUAGCACGGAUUUCGAGUAAAUCACAUACCAAGAACGGCGCGUCCACAGUACUGGAGCAGCUUAUGCAGCAGCUGUUGGUGGUAUGGUCAAGCCGGACCUCCAUUCAGCGCACCAGUUUUGAACAGCACAUUUACGUUACGAAAUUACUCCUGCUUUCCGUGGCAUACUGCUGCACGGGGCAUCGACAGAUAGCUAAGCAGACCCAACAAAAGGAAGCAUGUCGGCGCCUACUAUUCGAUGGGUUCCAGGUACAUCUCGAGUCGCCGAUGAAGCAGAUGCGCUGUACAGGCAUGAUCACGGCCGAGGUGAUCGAGGGCCAAUUUAAUGCCGGCGAUACGACUAUGGGGCGUUUACAGUUCGAGUACGACGAUUUCGAUGCGGCAACGAAGGCGUUGAUCGAGCAGUUGCGAACAUUCGGUGAUCGGUGUCGUCCAACGGAUGACAUCAUCGAGGCAGAGACCCUAGAACGAAUUGAUUGGGCAGCAGAAUUGUUGCUCUCACCCAUUGAAAAAGAAGAGUCGGAAAGAGCCGAAGCGAGACCUAUAGCUGCAAGCACUCAAAAACCAACCACAAAUCCCGUGCAGGACAGUGACGAUGAUGAUGACGAUGCUGUUGAUGCGCGGAAGCAAAACCAGAAAGUGGUACAGCGGGAUCUGGCUGAUCCCGUGGAACAGCUCGACUCUGACGAUGAUGAAGAUCUACCGGCGUACGAUAUGUCAAACGAUACCAAGAUCGAUGUGGAACGCCAUCGUCCCAGAUAUUUGCUCGAUUUACGUGACACGCUGGUGGACCCGGAAGCCGUUAACCAACAACCGGAGCGAUUCGAAAUGGCCAUGGAAGCAGCACCGGAACUGAUAGCCCAACAGCUACCGCACAACGCUGAUGCAAAGCUAGCACAGGAACUUCUCCAACUGUUUCUGGUUCUCGAAUGCCGCACCCAUAUGCCCACGUUUAGCGAGCGUAAGUUUGCUGCUCUGGUAGCGAUCGGUGUGGCUUUCCCGGAGCAGGCGGCCACCUUUCUCUGUAGUGAGUUUCACGCCGAGGUAGGUCGACAUAACGUAAACCGCCGAAUCUUCAUGCUCGAUGUCCUGGCCGAAACUGCUAAGGUACUGUCCAACGUUCGACCAUCUGCCGCGGUGCCUAGCGAUGAGACGCCGUCGGACCCAAAGCCAACCCAGAGGCCAACUCAAAAGCUGUUGCUCAUGUUCCGCGAUGAAGCCGAACAGCGCACCAAGCACGAGGAAGCGGAACGAAUACUUCGAGAGCGGCUUGAACGCAAAACGAGACGCUUCGGUAGCCGGAAGCGGCAGAAGACGGCAGAACAAGAGCGCGAACUGGUGAACCGGUACGCUGACGUGGCGGGUUACUUCUUCUUCCCGCUACUCCAGGGAUUCGGUGGCAACCGGUUUAUCUUCACAGCGGGACUCAAAUUCCCGUACGACGCCGAGAACCUACUGCUUGUAAGCUUCCUACAGACACUGGCCGUGCUGAUGGUAUGCGCCGAGAACUGUCCAAUCGCACCGCGUAUGGUACGGGAGGUGUUUGCACUUGCCAGCCUGCUUCGGUACAGCGAAGAACCGCGUGUUCGUCUGGCGGUACUGCAGCUUCUGGCAGCCAUCUUUCUCGCGAUGAAGUCUGCGGGUUCUCUACUUAGGCAACAGUUUGAACGGGAAUUGUUGGAGUUACGCGAAUGGCUGGAACAAGAUUGCAUCCAGCUGGACGUGUUACGUCGUGGAGAACCGAACGAGGAAUGUCGGGAGCUUGGACGCCAUGUUCUCACCAUGUGCUACGAUGCAUUAACGACAACCGAAACAGAGAACCCACCGUAGAAGGGAGGGAGGGGACGUGUCCGCAAAACGGUGAAGCACGUUGCAAUGAAUUUCACAUAACAGUAUUGAUAAGGCAUUAAAAUGGAAAACGAAAACCGAAAAAAAAACGUGCCAAUCCUACUCUUAUUGAUUGCUAUUGGGCCUGGUUCGCAAAGAAUGAUGUCUAUUUGCUAUUGGCCGUGUCUUUGGUGGUGUUACGAAGAUUAGAUUUGAAUUGCUUUAUUAUUAUUGUGAAACUGUACUACUCGCUGGGAAGAUCUAGGAUCCCGAGCCUAAAGGAUCCGAGACCUCCGAGAAUGGUGUUGCGAUUGCCGAUCUUAGAAGGGAGGGACCUACAUAAUGCAGAGGGGACUACUGCUGCUAAUGCUGCUGUGCGCCCUUAACGAACCAUCUCGCCACACUUGAAGCACUUACAGUCGACCGGUUCCUUGAGGCGGAUUUCCAUCGUAGCCGACUCGUGAUCGGUCAUCCGCACACCGUCCGGAUCGUAGCAGUGUGUCAACUGAAGCUGCCGUUCGCGCAAGAACGACUCCCGGCAGCAGUAGCACUCCUUGAGGAAGCCGGUUGCCGUAAUGACGGAUGGUUGUACCUGGCUGUUGCAUUUACCCUCGCACUUGUUCACCGUCACAUCACCGUUGCACGUCCGGUACAAUCGG
Molecule: messenger RNA, 4068 nt
Organism: Anopheles darlingi
Lineage: Eukaryota; Metazoa; Arthropoda; Insecta; Diptera; Culicidae
Product: telomere length regulation protein TEL2 homolog
Exons: 1
Coding region: 371-3412 (1013 amino acids)
Biological process (GO): protein stabilization; telomere maintenance via telomerase
Cellular component (GO): cytosol
Molecular function (GO): telomeric repeat DNA binding; Hsp90 protein binding
Source: RefSeq, a predicted model, not a curated record